Penicillium lagena is the source of this 537-nucleotide messenger RNA. RefSeq lists its product as uncharacterized. NCBI's taxonomy places the organism in Eukaryota, Fungi, Ascomycota, Eurotiomycetes, Eurotiales, Aspergillaceae. The transcript has a single exon. The coding region runs from base 1 to 537 and encodes 178 amino acids. The record is from RefSeq and is a predicted model, not a curated record.
AUGUUCUUUUCCCAGCUCAUGCGUCGUGACGACAGUAACAAUGGCGGACUCUCUACCCCCACAGUUGACCUCCUGAUCACCCUACUGGUUCUCAUCCUGAUUGCCCUCGCCCUGGUCGGCGGCCUCCUCGUGCUGCGCCGCAAGCGCAACGCCCGCAAGGAUCAAUCGGUCCUUCCCAUUCACAACGCACAAUGCACCCAAUCCCACCACUCGCGUCGGUUAACGAUAACGGCCUCCCGGACCGAAUCUGUCCUGUUGUACGACGAGAAGCGUAACUUAAUGGAGAACUCGGACAGCCCGCCACCUAGCCCCGUGCCUGAAAUCCGCAUCACCUUCCCAGAAGAGGAAGAUGAGUCCGGCAAGCGCAAGUCCGGCCGCAUGGUCAUCGUUCGCAUCAGCGACGCCGGCAGUGUGGGCCUAGAACCAUGUCACGAGGAGCUGCCGCCAUAUCAAACCACCGAUUCUGGCCGUUUCCACUCCUUGGAUAUUGAACGGAUGGGUGGGUUGAAAGAGAAAGAGGAUGUGCGAUAUGCCUAG